GAACUGCUUUUGUGAAAUUCUUUUCAAAAUGGCAAGUGCCUCAAGAAAGAGGGUAUUAAUUGGUUGCACCGGUAGCGUCGCGACGAUUAAACUGCCUCUUCUAGUGGAUAAAUUAUGGAAAAAUAAUUUGGAAGUAAGAGUUGUCGUUACCGAGAGGGCAAAGCAUUUUUUAAAAGAGGCUGAGUUACCACCAGGAAUUCAGGUUCUGUCGGAUACAGUGGAAUGGGCUGCAUGGCAAGAUAGAGGAGAUCCGGUAUUACAUAUUGAUCUGGUUAAAUGGGCAGACCUAUUUUUAAUUGCACCGUUAGAUGCUAAUACUCUUGGUAAAAUGGCUGGUGGAAUAUGUGACAAUAUACUCACUUGCGUAGCUCGUGCUUGGGAUCCUUCGAAACCUUUACUGUUUUGUCCUGCAAUGAAUACGAAGAUGUGGGAGCAUCCGAUCACUGCGCAGCAGGUUUCGGUACUUAAAUCAUGGGGUUAUAAAGAAUUGCCAUGUAUUUCUAAAACUCUUAUGUGCGGUGAUACUGGAAUAGGUGGAAUGGCAGAAGUAGAUACGAUUGUUCAAACAACUCUGAGAUUACUUAAUCCAUGGGAUCCCUAUUCUCCACCUGAUUUGCGCAUAUAGCAGGAGGUGGAACCUGUAUACCGAAGGAGAUGUUACUCAGGAACGUAUCAACGGAAUGAGCGCACAUAGGACACGUUAAAAGAAUAAUAUUGAGAAUUUAAAGGUUCUAAGAGAGUCCAAUGGUAGUAUAUCUUGAUAGAAUUCCAAAGUAUUUUAUAACUUAAUUACGCUUAAUGCGUUUUAAGAUUUGUAGAACGUACUUUAGAAUUUACAAAGAUCAUACUGCUGUUUUUCUCUCUUUAUCUCUCAAUUGGAACGUUUAGAGGUACUAAGAAUUUAUUGAAUUACGGGCCACAGAAAGUAAAGGAACAAGGUUGUGAUUUUAGUUCACAUUGCCAAAGUAAAUAUGCUGUGAAAAUAAAUUCUUCUCUAACGAAAAGUAUACAAGGGUAAAAAAACAUGGUGUAUGAAAGAAAAACAUUUAUAAGCGUGUUAAAACAAAGUGAACUGGAAUCACUGCCACAUUGACGCAGCCUCAAUCAAAAAAUAUCAUGUAAAAUGAAUAAUCGAUAGAAGCAAAUAUUAUAAGGUAAGUAUGUAAAAUACAAUUCAAUGGAUUUGAACAGGAAAGAGAUUUGUGUAAGCCCUACGACAAGUGUUAAAUGAUGUGUAGGAUAAAAAAAAAAAAUCACAUAGCUUAUCGUUAUAACAUUCUUUUGUAGAAAAUUGUUGGUGUAUGUAACUUAUCUUUUUCUUUUUAUUUUUUUUCAACCUGUAAGUUUCAAAUAACACAUGCACAUAUAUUUUCGUUGUAGCUUCUAAUAAUAAAAUGUAAUCGAUCGUUAGAUAAGUAGAGAUUCUUUUGAUUGAGGCUGUAAAACUUUCUCUGUUGCAAUUGUGAAAAUUGUAAAAAUUGUAAAAAAAAAAAAAAGAAAGAGAAAAGAAAAAUUCUGUUGAACAUAUCGUUUAAAGUUGUUUCACCAAAUGCAAAUGUACAUGUUUUUGUUAAAAAAAAUAUAUAUAUAUAUAUAAAUAAUAUAUGUAUAUAUUAUAACAUAUAUACACACACAGACACACACACACACACACACACACAUAUAUAUAUAUAUAAUGAUAGCCAAAAAUAUUUUCUAAUUUAAUUAUGUUUACCAUUUAUUAUAAAGCAAAAGAUCUUGUUCAAUAAACAAUUACAUAAAAAUUA
Vespula vulgaris is the source of this 1766-nucleotide messenger RNA. It is a transcript of the gene Ppcdc, whose product is annotated as phosphopantothenoylcysteine decarboxylase. Gene Ontology annotation, cellular component: phosphopantothenoylcysteine decarboxylase complex. Lineage: Eukaryota; Metazoa; Arthropoda; Insecta; Hymenoptera; Vespidae. The record is from RefSeq and is a predicted model, not a curated record. Gene Ontology annotation, biological process: coenzyme A biosynthetic process. The transcript is spliced from 2 exons. Gene Ontology annotation, molecular function: phosphopantothenoylcysteine decarboxylase activity; FMN binding. Bases 29 to 625 code for a protein of 198 amino acids.